AUGAAGCUGCCCGUGGUCCUGGUGCUUCCCUUGCUGGGCACUGCCUCAGCCCAUAGGCUCUUAAAAACCCUAGAGCCAAUGGUGCUGGAAGGCUUUGCUCUGGAGGAGGAAACAGAGCUGGAGCUUGGGGACCCAGAGCUACAGUGCCCCUUGGAGCAGAAGAACAUGAUGACGGUGACAGAUGAGUCUGGCAAGAAGUUUUACUAUAAAAUAGUGCCCAAGCCUCAGACCUUUGAAAGGGCCCAGGGCGGGAAAAUGACCUCCUGCUGGGUAGAUGGCACCACCUGGAAUUUCUCCAACUGGGACUUUGGAAGCCCCACUAAGCUUUGGAAAACAUGUUCCGCCUUGAGCCCCAUAGAUGGUCGAUGGACUGGUCUCACCUGCUACCACCUUCAGCCCUUCAUCUGCAAGUACUGAGGUGGCUACUUCCAGCCACGGGGCCCACAUCCACUCCACUGCCUCCACCCUCCCAAGCUCUGCCAGAUGUCCCUGCUCCUAGUGCCUCCCCCCACCCCCGGCAGUAGGUCCUGGCCCUGCCC
This is a messenger RNA of Alligator sinensis (Chinese alligator), 539 nucleotides long. RefSeq names its product bone marrow proteoglycan-like. Lineage: Eukaryota; Metazoa; Chordata; Crocodylia; Alligatoridae. The coding region runs from base 1 to 417 and encodes 138 amino acids. The transcript has 4 exons. The record is from RefSeq and is a predicted model, not a curated record.